Trichoderma gamsii is the source of this 192-nucleotide messenger RNA. RefSeq lists its product as hypothetical. The transcript has 2 exons. The record is from RefSeq and is a predicted model, not a curated record. Lineage: Eukaryota; Fungi; Ascomycota; Sordariomycetes; Hypocreales; Hypocreaceae. The annotation marks the transcript as partial.
AAAAAAGUCAUCGGUACAAAGUUUGGUGAUCGCAUAGAGCGAGUUCUGCGCUUAGUUAUCGUUACGGUACUUCACAGUCAAGAGCUGGCGUUAAGUGGUGGGGGGUUCGUAGACGCGUCUAACCGCGUCGCACAGGUCCCCGCCAUCUGCCUCUGCCAACGCCUUCAAUGCACAACAUCACCGCACCGCUAG